This is a messenger RNA of Tribolium castaneum (red flour beetle), 1934 nucleotides long. Its product is annotated as RUN domain-containing protein 1. The record is from RefSeq and is a predicted model, not a curated record. The coding region runs from base 217 to 1791 and encodes 524 amino acids. NCBI's taxonomy places the organism in Eukaryota, Metazoa, Arthropoda, Insecta, Coleoptera, Tenebrionidae. The transcript has 7 exons.
GUCCCGGCGCUGAUGACGUCAAUUGUCGUAAUGACAGCUGUCAUUGCGGAAAUGUUGGUUGUGAUUUAACGAUAAUUACGGGUAUGUUGUUAUCAUAACAGAUAUUUUAAUGGGUUUAGUGGCAUGGUUUUUGUAAUAUCGCCAUGACACAGUUAAAUAACCCCAAAUUGUAAGAAGCGGCUCCGAACAUAUGCGUAAUGUAUUAAAGUAAAUAUUAUGGACGGGCCAAGACCUGAGGCAUACUUGGAGGAGCCAACCGGCGAACGCUGGGACCCCCUUGGUGCUCCCAACGACCAAGAAUGCGGCGAUAAACUCGAACUUGACUAUUGUGAUAACCAACUAACGUAUGAAAAAUUGCGGAACCUGGAGGAGGAACAAGAGUUGCUUAAUUCGUCGCUGUUUGCACUAACCACGCAUUUUGCCCAGGUCCAGUUCCGCCUCCGCCAAGUCGUAAAUGCCCCCCUUGAGGAGAGAGAAGACUUGCUUAAGUCUUUAGAAGAGUUUGCGUUUCGGGGAAUCCCCGACAUUAGUCUAGUCAAGGAGCGCAUGGACGAGGCCAGUCUGGCCGAAGCCGUGCGUUUACGGCGCUCGCAACAAAAGGAAUUAAUCGAUCGGCUGAAAUCCCAGCUAAGGGAACUAGAACAAUACGCGUUCGAGAACGGAGAAGCCGGGGUUCCCCAAGACAUUGUCCUCGAGCGCCAAAGAGUCAUUCUAAACGAACUGAAAACGCGAAUGAACCUCGAAAUCGACGAGCGGAACUACCACCAGAUGACUUCGGCCGACGUUAAGCAGCAAAUCAACAUCGCGCUGGACCAGCUUAUAAGCCCGCUCCGGGUGAAGGAGCACCUAGUGGCCCAGUUGAAGACGCAAGUGGCCGAUCUGGAGCGCUUCAUAAACUAUUUGCAAAGUGACACGAAACACGAUAAGUGCUCAUGCGGAUGCGCUUAUCACUCGCUGAAAAAGCCGUUCAAAUCGGACACCAUAGGGUUAAUCCAACGAACUGCCACGUUACUGCAAAUGUUCGCCGUGCUGCAGCUGGGCUGCGGGGCGCACUCUUUCAGGAAAAACGAUCUCAAAAAUAGCAUGAAAAUCAAUCACUGGGGCGACUUGAGGGCGAAGCUCGAGAUGGCGAUUUUCCGCAUCCGCGAGCUGUUGAACGAGGAGCAGAUUGACUACAGUAGUGACCCCGAGUCGGUGGCGUACAACAGUCAGUUGACGACCGCUGUGCGGAAAUACCUAGCCACGAGCAUACGGGAUUUGAUGCAACACGGGGCGACUUCGUUUGUAAAUAGUUCGAGUCUGGUCCCUUUUAUCGGGUGUUUUCCGCGGCGGAAUUCGGCCUCGAGUGCUCACAUACACGCCUGGGAGAUUAUCCUCGAGUAUUACCAUUUGAAAAACGGCGAAAAGUUCAAUUCGACCCCAGCCCGGAAGUUGUCGCAAAGCUUCAAUUUGGAUAUUGCUGGGGCUUCGCCCACUAGCAAUAAACACAAUAUGCUUUGUACGAUCGGGAAUAUCAUCUCGACUCAUACGCCGUAUAAGAGGAGUUACGAUUCACACUUCAAGGCGUUCAUCUGCGCGGCGCUAAACUCGAAUAAGCUGGUCUCUUGGUUGAGCCUAAUUUUUCAGUGUAGUCAAAUUGUUAAGUUGCACUAUUUCCCGUGGAGCUACGUUGCAAAAACUGGGUUUCAAGACAGUCUGAAAAGUUUAGAUUCUUUAACUGGUUACAAGUUUGAUCUACCAGUCGAUCUCGCUGUGCGACAGUUCCAAAACAUAAAAGACGUAUUCACCUAACUACUUAACUAGUCAUUUUUUAAUGUUAUUGUACAUUUUUGUUAAGUAUUACUAGACUUAGACCUUCACUUUGUUAAUUGCUGUGUCUAUAACUAUGAAUGUUUAUUUGUGUUUGCCGAAUUAAAUAAAUUAUUUGACAGGUU